GGAUGUGGGCUGGAUGGUGGCGAAGUCAAGAUGGCUGUGGAGCUCCGGCAGGGUAGGAAACCUGCAGCAGGGAGGCCCUGAAUGAGAUUUUCUACCGAAAACCCUACGUUCCCACCGCUGGCGUCGCCAUUGACCUGUGACGGACUCUGAGGGUUCAUCGACAGCAACAGGAUCCCAAACAACUGGGGGGGGGGGAGAAAGUCUCGUAUGAAUUCCGACGAGAAGGAGGACUGUGAGUGUGCGCCACCACAGGCCGAGAGGAGCCCCGCAGGAGGAGCCCAGAGUGAAUACGAGGAGCCUGAAAUAGAAAACCCAGAAGCCAGCCGAAUGAAGCGAGCAGCUGCCAAGCAUCUAAUAGAGCGCUAUUACCACCAGUUAACAGAAGGCUGUGGGAAUGAGACGUGCUCGAACUCGUGGUGCGCCUCGUCAGUCGGCUUUAACCGCAUGGACAACAAUGCAGCGGCGGUUAAAGCCCUCGAACUUUACAAGGUUAAUGCCAAGCUCUGCGACCCUCACCCAUCAAAGAAAGGUACGGCGUCGGCCUACCUGGAAAGCGGUGCUCACAGCAACUCAGCCUGCAGUAACAGGAAAGUGAACGACAAACAUGUUCACUCUAUACGGGACAAUUUUAAAGAUGUAAAUUACCUGACAGAAGAGAAAGUGUACGAGAUCUUGGACAUCUGUGGAGAGAACGAGGACUACUCUCCACUGAUCAGAGUAAUAGGUCGGGUUUUCUCAAGUGCCGAGGGCCUGGUGCAGAGUUUUCGGAGAACCAAACCACACACAAAGGAGGAACUAAAGUCUCUUCAAGGUAAGGAUGAGGACAAGGAUGAAGAUGAGAAAGAAGCUGCUGCUGCCUGCUCCGCCACAGCGAUGGAGGAUGAUUCCCCUGCUGCCUCUUCAUCAAGGGUCGGAGAGGGCUGUUCAGGGGAUAAUGAUGUCCAAAAGCUGGCCCCAGAUGAGGUAUCUGUGGACAUUGAGGCUGUGCGCCGGGUCUACGAACGCCUACUUUCCAAUGAGAAGAUAGAAGCAGCCUUUUUGAAUGCACUGGUCUACCUCUCGCCAAAUGUAGAGUGCGACCUAACCUACCACAACGUAUAUUCUCGUGACCCCAACUACCUGAACCUAUUUGUGAUAGUGAUGGAAAAUAGCAACCUGCACAGCCCAGAGUACCUGGAGAUUGCUCUCCCGCAGUUCUGCAAGGCCAUGAGUAAACUCCCGCUGGCAGCUCAGGCCAAGCUGGCACGCCUAUGGUCCCACUACAGCGCUGAGCAAAUUCGACGUAUGGUGGAAACCUUCCAGCAGCUCAUCACCUACAAGGUGAUCUUCAUGGAGUUCAACAGCCGCAACCUGGUCAAUGACGACGACGCAGUGGUGGCAGCCACCAAGUGCUUGAAGAUUGUCUACUAUGCAAACGUGCUGGGUGGGGACCUGGAUGUGGAGCACAAUGAGGAUGAGGACGAGGAGCCCAUCCCUGAGUCCAGUGAGCUCACGCUGCAAGAGCUGUUAGGGGAAGAACGGCGAAACAAAAAGGGCCCUCGGGUGGACCCGGUGGAGACUGAGUUGGGGAUCCGCACUAACGAUUGUCGGCGGCCACUAGUUCCCUUUGAGGAGUUUGUGAAUGAGCCUCUAAACGAGGUACUGGAGAUGGACAAAGACUACACUUUCUUUAAGGUUGAAACGGAAAACAAGUUUUCCUUUAUGACGUGCCCCUUCAUCCUAAAUGCAGUCACAAAAAACCUUGGUCUUUACUACGACAACCGCAUCCGCAUGUACAGCGAGCGGCGUAUCACAGUGUUGUACAGCUUAGUGCAGGGUCAGCAGCUAAACCCAUACCUGCGGCUCAAGGUGCGGCGAGACCAUAUCAUUGACGAUGCUCUGGUCAGGCUGGAAAUGAUAGCAAUGGAAAAUCCUGCAGACUUGAAGAAGCAGCUGUAUGUGGAGUUUGAAGGAGAGCAAGGUGUUGAUGAAGGAGGUGUUUCCAAAGAGUUUUUCCAACUAGUGGUGGAGGAAAUCUUCAACCCAGACAUCGGCAUGUUCACGUAUGAUGAACGAACCAAAUUGUUUUGGUUCAAUUCCUCGUCCUUUGAAAACGAGGGCCAGUACACACUGAUCGGCAUCGUUCUGGGUCUGGCCAUUUAUAACAACUGUAUUCUGGAUGUCCACUUCCCCAUGGUGGUCUACAGGAAACUGAUGGGCAAAAAAGGAACCUUCAGGGAUCUGGCUGAUGCCAAUCCAGUGCUGUACCAGAGUCUGAAGGAGCUGCUGGAGUAUGAAGGCAGCGUGGAGGAGGACAUGAUGAUCACUUUCCAGAUUUCACAGACAGACCUGUUUGGUAACCCGCUCAUGUAUGAUUUAAGAGAAAACGGGGAUAAGAUUCCAGUCACAAAUGAAAACAGAAAGGAAUUUGUGGCCCAGUACUCGGAGUACAUUCUGAACAAAAGUGUAGAGAAACAGUUCAAAGCAUUCAGGAGAGGCUUCCACAUGGUCACCAACGAGUCGCCGCUCAAGUACCUCUUCCGGCCAGAAGAAAUCGAGCUGCUUAUCUGUGGAAGCAGGAACCUGGACUUCCUCGCACUUGAAGAAACAACAGAAUAUGAUGGUGGUUACAACAGACAUUCACGAAUCAUCAAAGAAUUUUGGGAGACUUUGCACUCGUUCGGUGAAGAGCAGAAGCGACUCUUCCUGCAGUUCACCACUGGCACUGACCGAGCACCUGUAGGGGGGCUGGGCAAGCUGAAGAUGAUCAUCGCCAAGAACGGCCCUGACACAGACAGGUUACCGACGUCUCACACGUGCUUUAACGUGUUGCUGCUGCCUGAGUACAGCAGUAAGGAGAAGCUGCGAGAGAGACUGCUGAAAGCCAUCACCUAUGCCAAAGGAUUUGGCAUGCUCUGAGCCUCGCCCCCCGCCCCUCCCACUCCAGACGUUUGGCGAAAGGGACUCGAUCUCAGAAAGCCUCUACGCCCCAGCUCCCGCCUCCUUCCUUUAUCAGACACGGUUAAUCAGAAACGGUGGCAAAAGACUAAGAAAGAGUUUGGAAGGGAAACAAAAGCAAGUCAGUUAUAAAAAGGAGACAUGGUUCCAAUAGAGCACUCUGGUAGUUUCUUCUACUGUGCCUGUAUCAUCCGUCAUCAGUGUGAGCACACAGACCUGAUCAAAUUUCCCACUCCGCCAGCAUCCACUUCACGUGAAUGUGCUGCAGCCUCCCCUUCCUUUUUUUUUUUCUAUGUACAGAGAAGAUCAUUUUCCUUAUUAUUUAUUUGAAGGUUACCGUACAUUUUUUCCAAGCCUGCCUGUUUUUUCCCUAAUCAUGGAAGAGAGAGGGUUAAUAUUAAACUUUGUGAAUUGAAGACUUUGCAUCAAAAAGUUGAUUUGAACUUAAUUUCACAAAACAAAAACUAUGUCGUCAAAGCCUUUAAAGUCUCGAUCUCAUGAUGUUGACAGAUUAGGUCAAGUUUUAGUGUAGAGUGUACAGAAUACACAUUAUUGUAUUUCUCAUGGGAAAACUAAGGAGCUCUAGCCAUGGCUGUUGUGGUGGUUGUUGUUGGUUUUUUUUUUUUUUUCUUAGUCAAACCAUUUAUACUGGUUUGAUUCAAGCUGCUCUUACACGCCCUUGCUUGGUCUGUUUUGUUUUUCCAGGCACGUGCAGUGUAAAAGGACAUUAAUACCUACAAACUUUUUAGUUAUGAAUAAAGGAAUGCCCAAUAGGAAUAAAAGAGCGAAAAACAUUCUGUGCCGAGCAAAAAAGAAGGAUGUAAACACAGCAUAGCAAUAACCACAACAGCUCUAGCUUCAGCUGAUUACUGUAAUCCUUAUCAAGCAGGUUUAUGGUAAAGAUAAGCAAUGAGAAAAUUCCAGUCAUUUAGUUUAAUUUUUUUUAUUUUUUUUAUUUAAGGCCUUUUUUUUCUCCCCAGACGGGUGAGCGGACAACGCACAUUCGACUAAAACCUUGUCAGAGCUGUGUAAGUGCACUUAGACAUUUUCAUAAUGUUUUUUUUUUGUUUUGGUUUUAGGCCUCAAUCCACCACCAUUGAUUGUUUGAAACAUUCUACUUCCAUAUCUUCAUUUGUUGGAGAUUCCAAAUGUAAACCCACAGUAUUUAUAUAUCAGCAAGGUCAUGCGAUGACAGCAUAUCAGGCAUGUUUUUCGAGGACACACUCUUGUCAGCCUGUCAGUGACAAUGUUCUCACAUGGAGAAACAGAUUCAUUUUUGUGCCAACCCUUGCAGUCGGCUGAAGAGUGAACCCUGUUGCAGUGCUGUGUAGAUUGGCAGGCGCGCUUAAUUUUUGAAGCAGAAGUUGGUACAACAGUGUCGGUCAUGUCCAAAAACAAAAGGCCACAUAAGCAUUUCUUCGUUUUUGCUCAAAUAAUGGGCUUUCCAAAUAAAAGCGGUCUCUGUUCACACCAGCGUUUUGGCUCCAUAUUUGUUUUUAUCCUUGUUCACAUUUGCCUGAUUUGCCUUAAAACCCAAGUUGCGAGACCACUGAUCCAUUUUUGUAGUGAUAAAACAUUGCUGGAUACAAGUUCCAAUUGUUACUCAAUGCUCAGACGAGAGCUCAUCCCUGCCCCCUAGCGAGCUGCAUAUAGACUUAUGGCCAAGCACUGCUGACAAAGACCUACAGAAAAACAGGAUUGUUGCUGGUUUGUCCAAGUUGAGUGAAGUAGUUGCAGAGAUUUCGUUCUUCUUAAAAUUAAACCUGAUGAAAGUUUUGGGAAACAGUGAUUGCAACUUUCCUGUUCUGGCCUUUUUACAAUCAAACUCUGCUGUGUAGUUUGAAGAAUUGCAAAAAGUUAUGACCAAAAAAUUACAUUUGGUUGAAAUUUGGUUAACUGUGGGGAAAAAUUGCUUGGUGAACGGAUAAUAAAAAGUGAACCAACUAAAGGACAAAUGAUUCAAUAACAAAAGCAGGAAAUCAAUAUCAGAAGCCAGAGUUUUUCAAUGUGGAGAGCAAACCCCUAGAGGAAACAGUGAUGUACUGGAAAAUCAUUUUAUACAAGCACUUCAUGUGGCGUUGUUUAAUAGAAGAGCCCCUGUGUGAUUUUUACAUGUAAAACACAAAGUUCUUGCCCCGGUGAUGUGAAUUCACACCUGUGUGAAAUGUGAGACUCGACUUGAGUUUGUGGUGGUGAUGGCAGCCAAGCGGGCUUUCAGAGUGCUGCUGUAAACGCCAAACCUGAGCCAUCUGUCUUUUGUCCUCUUGUUCUUUUUUUUUUUUUUUUCAAUCAUCCUGGUUUCAACCUGAUCUGGUGUUUUGUUGUGUGAGCUUAAGCAAGAAGAAUGGCAGAACAAACACUGGACAUAUAGCAAAUGUAUAUGUGCUUAACAAGUACAGCUGAACCCUGUUAAGCCUGACAAGAAAAUGGUUAGUUAUUUGGAGACUGUAUUUAGUCCAGAUCUGGUUUCAACUGUUCUACAUUUUGUUGUACCUGUGUUUGUAACCCUGUAGCUGCUGCUCACCAUGGCUCUAGUGCUUCGAAGGUCUAUAGAAGGAAAGUCUACUUGAUUUUGGAAAGGGAAACAUUUUUAAUAAUUGGUGUUCCGAAACGUUAAAAAGAAAAAUGAGUAGAGGUUUAAAAAAAAAAAA
Cynoglossus semilaevis (tongue sole) is the source of this 5588-nucleotide messenger RNA. RefSeq names its product ubiquitin protein ligase E3A (gene ube3a). Lineage: Eukaryota; Metazoa; Chordata; Actinopteri; Pleuronectiformes; Cynoglossidae. The transcript has 11 exons. Gene Ontology annotation, molecular function: ubiquitin protein ligase activity. Gene Ontology annotation, biological process: protein polyubiquitination; ubiquitin-dependent protein catabolic process. The record is from RefSeq and is a predicted model, not a curated record. Bases 208 to 2898 code for a protein of 896 amino acids.